Molecule: messenger RNA, 1578 nt
Organism: Terrapene triunguis (Three-toed box turtle)
Lineage: Eukaryota; Metazoa; Chordata; Testudines; Emydidae
Gene: SACK1E
Product: family with sequence similarity 83 member E
Exons: 7
Coding region: 30-1433 (467 amino acids)
Source: RefSeq, a predicted model, not a curated record
CAACCCCAGCACCACUCGCCACGGGGCUCAUGGCGGCCUCCCAGCUGGACUGCCUGGAGGACGCCCCCCCAGGUACCACGGUGACUGAAUCCAGCCCCGAAUUCUUCUACUCGGAAGGGCAGCGGCUGGCUGUGGAGGCCCUGCUGGCCGGAGGGCAGUCGGCCUACACGCAGCGCCUGGCGCAGGACGGGCUGCGCUCCUUCCUGUCCGACGACGAGCUCCGGCACCUGGCCGAGGCGGCCCGGGAUGUCCCAGAGCCAGCGGGGGAGCGGGACGGGGAUGCCGAUGAGCUCAGCCUCAGCUACUGGCCCGGGUGCUCGGACGAGCCCAUCCCCGAACUGGAGCUGGGCUGGCCCCUGGCUGGGAACUGGAAGGGCAUCACCCAUGCGGAGGUCUACACACACCCGCCGGGGGACGGGGCCCCCAAGGUCAAGGAGCUGGUGCGCCGGAAAAUUCAGCAGGCUGCCAAGGUGGUUGCCAUAGUGAUGGACGUCUUCACGGACCCCGAUAUCCUGCUGGAUCUGCACGAGGCCGGCAUGCAGCGCGGGGUCCCCGUGUACCUGAUCCUGGGGGAGCAGCACCUGGCCGCCUUCCUCAGCAUGGCAGAGGGCGCCUGCCUCAACGUGCGCUACAUGGAGAACCUGCGGGUCCGGGUCAUUGCGGGCUGCACCUUCUGGAGCCGACAGCACAAACAGGUCACUGGGACCCUGAAGGAGAAAUUCCUGCUGAUCGAUGGGGACACGGUGAUAACGGGGAGCUACAGCUUCACAUGGAGCGACGCCCGGCUGAGCCGCCAGCUGGUGACGUUGCUGACGGGCGAGAUCGCCGGGGCCUUCGACCGCGAGUUCCGGACCCUCUACGCUGCCUCCCGCCCGCUGGCGCCCGCCCGGGCCCCCCCCCCCGCCCCCUACCGCAGCGAGCUGGGCGGGCUGCAGCUCUCCAAGGGCGCCCACCGGGUGGUCGAGCGCCGCUCCGUGGCCCCCCAGCCCGUGGCCAAGAGCCGGGCCGGGGAGUGGGAGCUGGUGCGGGUCACCCGGGCCACGGGCCACAGCGCCCUGAGCGACGUGGACCGGGGCAGCCGCCCAGGCCGGCUGGCGGGCGCCGCGGGGCAGAGACCCAGCAAGUCCCUCUGGGACCUGAGCCGCCUCUCCCAGCUCUCCGGCUCCAGCGAUGGCCCCGAGCCGGGGGACGAGGCGAAGCACAAGUGGGGCACGCAGGACACGCCAGCCCGGGCGCUGAUGCGGCGGAGGGGCGUGCCCCCUGCCAGCGAGGAGCCCCGCCAGCCCCUCAUCUUCCUGUCGCCCGCCUACAUGCCCCCGCCGCAGGGCUACCGGGCCUUGGGCCGGCUGCAGGGGCAGCUCUACCACGGGCCUACCGCCCUGCCCCGCGUCUGGGGGGCCCCCCACGGCUACAGCAGGGAGCGUCGCUAUUGAACGGGCGCCUACCAGUAUCAGCGGGCCGAGGGGAGGGGAAUGAGACCCCCCCCCAUCUCCCCAGGCUGCUCCCAACUGGGGCAGGCCAGUAGGUUACACCGGACCCAGCGUGUGAGCAGGAGGCAGUUAUAUUGGUGUUACUGGG